Messenger RNA from Bombina bombina (fire-bellied toad), 4572 nucleotides. It is a transcript of the gene SLC39A10, whose product is annotated as solute carrier family 39 member 10. The transcript is spliced from 10 exons. Gene Ontology annotation, cellular component: membrane. The record is from RefSeq and is a predicted model, not a curated record. Gene Ontology annotation, biological process: zinc ion import across plasma membrane; positive regulation of B cell receptor signaling pathway; intracellular zinc ion homeostasis. The coding region runs from base 254 to 2743 and encodes 829 amino acids. Gene Ontology annotation, molecular function: zinc ion transmembrane transporter activity. Lineage: Eukaryota; Metazoa; Chordata; Amphibia; Anura; Bombinatoridae.
GCCAUUGUCUGACGACUUAUCAGUCCCAUACACAUUAGCAGCUGCAUAGUCUGCAAAUAAUAACAUAGAUAUUUCACGAUGAGGAUUACGUACUAACCCUCUGACUGCCAGAGAGGACUUUGAAAGGUUGAUAGCAAUAAGUCACGUCUGGCAGCCAAUGGGUUAUUAAACCACGAUUUCCCUCUAAAGGAAAAACAAACAAACACGUACAUGUCCUCAGAUGGGAAUCUGGAUCUAUUAGGAUAAAAUAGAAAUGAAGGUACAUAUUCAUACAAAAUUCUGCCUCAUUUGUUUACUCACCUUUAUUUUUCAUCAUUGCAACGAUUGUCAUGGGGAGACACAUCAUCAUGCUUCAGAGGAAAACCACAUUCAGCUCCAUAACGACUAUCAAAUCUCUGAAGAGCCAUAUCUCAAGAAUGGAGCCGUAGAGUUAUCAACUAGUAAGACUUUAGGGCCCGAAAUUUUACCUGAAGCGGAACAUGAACAAAAAUAUUACAUUGAAAAACUGUUUCACAGAUAUGGUGAGGAUGGAAGAUUGUCUUUCUAUGGACUUGAAAAACUCCUGGCCAGCUUAGGCCUUGGCGAGGUGAAAAUUGUUGAAAUAGGUCAUGAAGAUAUUGGGCAUGACCAUGUCUCUCAUUUAGAUGCUUUAGAUUUACAAGAAGGAAAACAUAUUCAUGAGCACAAUGAUUUAGGUUCACAUGUGGAUUUAGAGAAUGAAACAAAAACUACUAGUGACUACCAUAAAUGUGAUAUUAGGAAAACUGACUCUUCUGAAUCUGUACAAACUAAAGCUUCACGUCAUACUCAUCUUCACCAUCAUGGCCGUGAUAUUAAUGGCCAUUUACAUAAUAGCAGCCACCAUUCCCACAAUACUACAGGAGGUCAUGUAGAACAGGACGGGCAGAGUAAUGAGCCAUUAGCCGACACAAAUACCACACAUGAGCAUCCUGACCAAAAAACACGUAAACAUAAGAAGAGGAGGAAAGGAAAGAAGAAUGGGGAAACUACUAUUGAUUCAGUUUCAGAGUUGGGUCUUGAGCACUCAUCCGAUGAAGCAUAUGAUCGCAACCAUGUUCAUAAACCUGUCCAUGAUUAUGACCACUCCCAUGACCACAAUCACAAUGCUAACCACGAUUCUGAAGAACAUAGACCAGUUGAUGAAAAUAGACAUCGGAAUACACAGAAGAGGGAAGCCCCACACGAACAUAUCAAUGUGAACAAAUUUGACAUCAACAUUAUAUCUACACAGAAUCAAAAGGAACACGGUGAAGAAUUUCACGAGCAUGAUGAGUGCUUGAACGUGAGCCAAUUGCUCCAUUAUUAUGGGCUUAACCUUAAUUCUCCCAUCUCCCCUGAACAAUUUGCUUACCUCUGUCCAGCUUUGUUAUAUCAGAUUGACAGUAGAUUUUGUAUCAAACAUUUUGCUGAUCUUCAAGUGGAGAAUCUGGAAAAAAGCAAAGCUGGAGCUUCUGCUUGGAUUUGUGGCCUCAUCUCUAUCACGGUGAUUAGCCUGCUUUCCCUACUAGGUGUCAUCUUGAUACCAAUAAUUAACCAAGGCUGCUUUAAGUUCCUGCUCAACUUUCUGGUUGCGUUAGCUGUGGGUACACUUAGUGGAGAUGCUCUUCUUCAUCUGCUGCCCCAUUCUCAAGGAGGCCACGAUCAUGGCACAGCAGAUCACGUUCACAAGCAUGCAGACGAGGUGGAACAUGUGUCGGAUCAGACUUUUUUGCAGGAGUAUGACAGUGUUAUGAAGGGACUUGUAGCUCUCGGUGGAAUUUAUCUACUUUUUAUAGUAGAGCAUUGCCUGCAUAUGUUUAAACACUAUAAAGAACAAAAGGGGAAGCAGAAGUGGCUGAAGAGAAAACAGAAAGUUGAUGAGUCUUCAGUUGGUAGAAAAUUAUCUGAUCACAAACUAAAUCGAAGGUCCGAUGCAGAAUGGUUACAGCUAAAACCUGUAGCAGGAACCAUAGAUGGCGUAACCUCUGAAGGUCAAAGACUUGAUGAAACAGAAAUGACAUAUGUUGAAAGUUUUCAGCAGACUCCAAUGAAGGUUUUUGUUCCCGUUGAUGAAGAAAUGCCUCAUAUUAAUAAAGAUGGAUCAUCAUUUGAUGAUCACAGUCUUGAGGAUUUACCAUACGAAAAUAAUCAUGAAAAGACAGACAUUCAAAAGAAACACAAUCACAGUAAACAUUCUCACCAUUCACAUGGGCAUUGUCAUUCUGGGAAGGAUAUGAAGGAUACUGGUAUUGCCAAUAUAGCAUGGAUGGUGAUUAUGGGAGAUGGCAUGCACAACUUCAGUGAUGGCUUAGCAAUCGGUGCAGCUUUUAGUGCUGGAUUAACAGGUGGAAUUAGUACCUCAGUAGCUGUAUUCUGUCAUGAGCUUCCUCAUGAAUUGGGAGAUUUUGCUGUCCUUCUCAAAGCUGGCAUGACUGUUAAUCAAGCAAUUGUGUACAAUCUCCUAUCUGCAAUGAUGGCUUAUGUGGGCAUGCUAAUUGGUACUGCAGUUGGACAAUAUGCCAAUAACAUUACCCAUUGGAUAUUUGCUGUGACAGCUGGCAUGUUUCUCUAUGUGGCACUAGUAGACAUGCUUCCAGAAAUGCUUCACGGAGAUGAAGAAGAAAGUGGACAUUGCGCACUUGGGCAGUUCAUCCUACAGAAUUUAGGACUGCUGCUUGGUUUUGCCAUCAUGCUAGUCAUUGCUCUUUAUGAAGAUAAAAUAGUAUUUGACAUCCAGUUUUGAUUUUUCCCACAGUACUGCUCCAUGUGACUCAGUUGUAAAGUUUGUCUCUGCUUCGUAAAUUGUUCAAAGAAUUCCAUGCAGCACCUGCUUGUGCCAUUUGCAAGAAAAAUGUGAUCCUUAAGUUGUUAAAUACUCUGACUUUUAUGGUACAGUCCAACAUAGCGGAGCUGACCACAAUUCAUUGGCAAUGGCCCCUAAACUGGUCCAGACUAAGUGCAUUUACUCAGACAGAAAGUUGAUUAUAGACACGCUAAGUUCACGUUAACACGGUUUUAAUUUUUCAUUUUACUUCAUUUUUUUUCUUUUAAAAUCACAGCGUCAUUAAAUGGGCGUGUCUGUUGCCACAAUAUCCUUUAGUUGCCAGUGAGGACCACACGCAUUGCUAGUUUAUAUGCUGCAGUCCUCUCUGGCAUCCAGUGGGGUAAAUGAGUUUGUUAAAUAAAGCACUUUUUAUAUAUGAAAUUUAAAGAAGAAAUUCUAAUCUGUAAAUGCACAGUUAAUCCCCUGGUUUCAAUAAUAAAAGACAUUACAAACUGCUCUGCUUUUGUUAAAAGCCCAUCUGAAUAUGAGAAUCAUUAAUAACAUCAAGCUCUAGCUAAAUACUAUAAUAUAUAUGUACAGUAAUAUUAACCUUAGGAAGUCAUUCUGGUAAAUGGUUCAUUACAUAUUUCAAAGCUAUAGAACAGACUUAAAAAUAGAAUCCUUUCUUUGAGCUGUAUAAUAAUAUAGUGUAGGAAUUAUUUUGCUUGAUUUGGGGGAGGGGUAUGUAGCUUUAAUUAAAAAAAAAAACUAUAAAAAAAGUAGAUUCAGGGCUACAUUAGAGAUGUAGAUGAAGAAAGUCUCACGCGCUAUAUAUAUAUAUAUAUAUAUAUAUGUGUGUGUGUGUGUGUGUAUGUAUGUAUAUACAUACAUAUGUACAUAGAGCCAGAUAUAUACACUUACACACACAUAUGAUCACCUGCCGUGCUCUCUUCUCUUAUGCACACCCACCAGUCAUUCUUUUACAGGGACAUUAAACAAUAAAUACUAGGAGAGUUGCUGCACAUGUGCAAACAGGUCAGCACUGAAACACUAGAUUUCAACAUGGCGGCACCUAAAUAUUGUGCUUAUAAAAUGCAUUUAGUGUUUAAUGUCCCUUUAAGCACACACCACAAGACAGUAUGGAGACACAGCACUUCCAUCAUCUGUUUCUAUUUAUUUACAUUAAUUAUCCCCUUUAUGGCCUCCAAUAAAUUCUUCCCUUUCUGGACAGCUGUGCUGUGAUCAUUAUAGGAUCAGCAUACACAAGUAUCUGCCAAUCACCAGUCAUAUCCCGCUCCGAACUGCAGUGUUGUGAUUCCCAAUCAGUAUUUUGCUACUUGUUUAAAGGGACAGUAAUAACCUUGAGAUUUUUAUAUAAAAUGUUUAGUUAAGCAUAAUGAAACAACUUUGAUAUUUAUUUUGUCCCCUUUUCAUGUAAUAUAGCUCUGAAAAUUAAGGAUUUUCAGAACUUGAAAUGCACCUUGUUGACUUCCCAAUGCUAACCCUGCUACAUUUCCCUAAUUGGCUUUAACUGCUAACUGCAAAACAUUGCAUUUUCUACUAACAUUAUGAUUGGCUCCUCUAAAUAAGGCAGAUGCUGGGUAGUGUUUGGCUGUGAAAAUGUUAAUAACAGAAAUAUAUUUUAAUUACAAGGUGUUUACUGUCCCAUUAACCCUGUUAGGCCUAAAUGUACAAAACUAACCGGUUCUAACAAAUCAGAACACUAUAUUUUUGCGAUACAUUAUACGUCUAUUGAAUGUUCCUUUAAGUAUCUGUAUCAAUAAAAAAGGAAGACCUUUUUAGAUCCA